AUGCCGGGGGCCACCAGUACAGAGCUCUUCCAGCCGGAGACUGGGGGCCACAGUCAGAAAAGCAAUCGUGUGGGUCACAGCAUGUCACUAAGUAGAAGAAAAACCGAGCAAAACACAGACCGAUCCCAGGGAACCGGUGAGCAGUGGCGAGUGCUUACUGUCCUUCUCUGCUGCGCAGCGAUCCUCCUGGUGUUUGUGGCAACAGGCAGCAUCUUUGAGCCUGCCCUGCAGCUCCUUAGCGGCAGCCCCAAGACUUUCACUCGGGUGGAGGAGGCGCGGAGCUGGGAGGAAGCGCUGCGCUUCUGCCGGCAGGUCUACACCGACCUGGGCGACCUGCAGCGCAUGGACAGCGUGGGCGCCCUGAUGUCCAUCUCCUCCUCUCUGGGCUUCACCGAGGCCUGGAUCGGCCUCUUCUUCAACGCGCGCACGAAUGGCCUGAGCUGGUCCAGCGGCUCCACCUUCAGUGUCCUGCAGUGGAUGGAGCUGCCUGCCUUCUCCGAGGGCCUCUGUGCCACCAUCUUCUCCUAUCCCCCUUACUUAGGGGCCGCCUCCUGCACGGAGCAGAAGCCCUUCCUCUGCUACUACGACCCCGCCGUGGGCCACCGCACCUUCCCGGAGCCCUCACUCAGCCUGACUACCAGCCCCAAGCCAGCAGUUAUCAAGAUUGGCCAGCAGACCUUCAUGCUGUUUAAGCAGGUAGCGACGUGGCCCUCGGCCCUGCUAUACUGCCGCAGACAUCACACGGAUCUGGCGGACCUGCAGAGUGUGGCUGAUGAGGCGGAUAAGAAGGCCCUGAAGUCUAUCACCAGCACCACCGAGGCCUGGAUUGGCCUGUACUACAACGCGGCCUCCAGGUCCAUGAGUUGGUCCAGCGGCUUGGGGAGCAGCAUCCCGGCCUGGCUGGAGGUGCCAGGGCUGGAGUUGUUCCAGACGGGCCUGUGUGCAGGCCUCCGCGCCUACGCUGACUAUCCCCCCAAGGUCUACUCACUCGUCUGCACUUCCCUGCAGCCCUUCAUCUGCUUCUACGAUCCCUCCAUCGGACACCGGGAGUCAGCAGAAAUCCCCCUGAUCGCUCAGGUCCCUUCCGCACAGGAUGCCAACUGGACGACUCCCAGGCCAGCUGUGACCAGUGUGGGGAGCGGCAUCGAGAGCUCCACAGCUGCUCUUCCGCAGGCCCAACAUCUGAGUCCACAUACCGGCCUAAAGGCCGAAGAAGAAACAUCAGCACCACCAGAAUCAGGGCACUUUGGAAUCUUGAAAGCAGAUUUUACCAUCUCAGCUCUCAUGGACCCAGAUGAUCUGAAAGAACGAUUUUUGAGUGAGAUCCAAGAAGUCUUAAAGCUCCAGCUAAGUCACGAUGACUUCAGACUGACAUGGGUCGGCCUCGAAGUGAACAGCAGGGUGCACACAUCUGCUGAUUUUGAGUUUCCUUCUCACACAGCCUUCCCCGGGGUUUGA
This is a messenger RNA of Echinops telfairi (small Madagascar hedgehog), 1458 nucleotides long. It is a transcript of the gene CLEC20A, whose product is annotated as C-type lectin domain containing 20A. Bases 1 to 1458 code for a protein of 485 amino acids. The record is from RefSeq and is a predicted model, not a curated record. The transcript is spliced from 9 exons. NCBI's taxonomy places the organism in Eukaryota, Metazoa, Chordata, Mammalia, Afrosoricida, Tenrecidae.